GAUAUCGCGUUCCAAAAUUGACAUCGAGUUGCCUAUCUAUGUUUAUUGGGAUUAUUACUUUCCACCAUGAUCGUCUUUAAUGUGCUAACUACUCGGUCCUCCACGGGCCUUUCCUCAAGACAAUAUGCACAAUAAAACACGUGUUGUUAUAUACAAGGGAACUAUUUACAAAUAUAAAACUCAUCAUCCACAAUAUAUAGAAAUUAUUACUCAAUUAAAUUAUAAAAAUUCAUAUUUAAUUAUUUAUCAAUCUAAAUGUAAAUGGAAAUAUAAAUUUAAUUCUAAUACAAAUUGGAUUAUUCAAAAAUUUUUAUUACAUCAAUUUAAUGAUAAUGAACAAACUAAUCAAAUUGAAAUAGAUUCAACGACAACAACAUCAACGAAUAUACCAUCCAAUACUACUGAUUAUACUACUAAUAGUAACACCAAUACUACUACUACUACUACUACUACCAAUACUAACACUAAUACUAAUACUACUGAUACUACUACUACUACCAAUACUAACACUAAUACUAAUACUACUGACACUACUACUACUACCAAUACUAACACUAAUACUAAUACUACUGAUACUACUACUACUACUACUACCAAUACUAACACUAAUACUAAUACUACUGAUACUACUACUACUACUACUACCAAUACCAAUACUAAUACUAAUACUAAUGUUACUUCAUUGAAUCUAAUUAAUGAUUAUUUAAAUGAUAAUGAUUAUGUAAAACAAAAAACAAAUUCAAUUAUUCAAUCAUUAAAUGAUUUAUUUUAUGCAACAAUAUUAUAUAGAAAUAAUAAAUCAAAUUAUAAUUUAUCAUAUAAAUUAUCUAAAACUAAAUUAAAAUGGUUACAAUAUUAUUCACAAAAAUCAAUGAAUUAUAUUCAUCAUUCAUUGUCAUUAUCAUCAUCAUCAGCAGCAGCAACAUCAGCAGUAACAGCAACAGCAUCAUCAUCAACAGGAUCAUCUUGUCAUUCUGUAAAUAAUUAUUCAUCAUCAUUUACAAAAUCCUACAAAAGUAAAUCAUGUAAAUUAAUUAAUUCUAAUUCACAAACAAUAAACUCCACUGUAUCUAUAAAUUCUAAUGAAUUAAAUACAAGUCAACAAAUGUGUACAAAUAAUCAACCUAAAUAUACUACUACUACCAAUACUACUAACAAUACUACUACUACUACUAACAAUACUACUAACAAUACUACUACUACUACUACUAACAAUACUACUACUACUACUAACAAUACUACUAACAAUACUACUACCAAUACUACUAACAAUACUACUACUACUACUAAUAAUAAUAAUAAUAAAAAUAAUAAUAAUAAUCAUUUUGUCAAUAAUACAUCAAAUAUUCUACUUGGUCUAUUUCUAGAAUCAGGAAAACAUUUUAUAUUUGAAUUUAAUACAAUUCAUGAAAGAAAUUUAUGCUUAGCAUCAUUAAAUAAAAUUAUUACUAUGAAUAAACAAAUUAAUGCUUAUCCAGAUAUUGAGUUUGCAUGGUCUGUUAAUGUUCAUUUUAAACCAAAAGAUUAUACAAGUGCCUGUUUAAUUCCAAAUAAUAAUGGAUCACAUUAUUUAUGUUUAACAUGUACAGAAAUACUUUUAAUUCAAGGAAAUUUACGUAUACCUAAAUUAAUUAUUUUAUAUCGUUUUGUACGUCAAUGUGUAUCACGUCGAGAUGGUCAAUUUCGUAUUUAUACUGGUCGUGCAUCACCAAUUGGUGAAUGUGAAAUUAUAUUUCAAUUAGCUGAUCAUACAGAAGCAGUAUAUGUACAUAAACAAUUUACAAGACUUAUGCAUCAGGCUAGUGUAAAUACACCAUCAUUAUCAUUGUCUUCAUCAUCUUCAUCUUCAAAUUCUGGAUGGAAUCGAUUUGGUUACAGUCAAAAUAAUUUACCUCCAUUGCCAAGACCAGUUUCAUUAUCUCAAAAUAAUCCAUUAUUAUCUAAUGUAAAUUUACAACCGAUUAAACGUUUAACUCGUUCCAAAUCUAUAUCCAUCAUAUACAAUAAUAAUAAUAAUAAUAAUAAUAAUAAUAAUAAUAAUAAUAAUAAUGAUCCGAUGGACAACAAGAAGAAUAAUCUCGUGGACUAUAGGAAUAAUUCCAUGGAUGAUAAGAAGAAUAACUUCAUGGACGACAAGAAGAAUAAUUCCAUGAACAACAACAACAACAACAACAAGAAUAAUAUUGAUUAUAAUGAAUGUAAUACAAUAAAAUACAAAAAAAAUUUAUUACAUCAAUCAUGUCCUUUAUUAUUAAAUACUAUAAAAGAUAAUUAUUUCUUGGAUCAACAAUCUAGACAAUAUUCAAAAGAAAUAAAAUCAAUACAAAAUGAUUAUAAUGAUACUUUAAUAAAAGAAAUUAAUAAUAAUCCUACAUCUCAUUAUUUGGAAAUGAAUUUAUGUGAUAACAAUAAUAUAAAAGAAGAGAAUCAGAAUUCAGUUAUACUUAGAAAUCAAUCUAUAUUACAUAAUCGAAUAAAAGCAUUUUCUACAUGUUCACCAUUAGAUUUAAUCUAUACAUCAUCUCAAUUCUGUAAUGAUAUAGUAUCAUUUAAAAAAUUCUUAUAUCCAACUAUUCAACAAUCACCAUCACCACAACAACAAUCAUCAUUAUCAUCUUCAUUCAUAUUGAAUAAUAAUAUUAUUGGUCAUCGUGAUAAUAAUGAACUAUUUGCACAAUUAUUCUUUGAAAAACAACAUGAUUCAUAUUCUAUAUCACCAUCACCAUCAUCAUUAUCAUCUUCAUAUGUUAUUGAUAAACAAGAUCAAUUAUCUUCAUUAAAUUCAUUACAUUAUUCUAAUCAAAGUCAAUCAACAUCAACUAGAUCACAUAAUAGUUUGUUUCAUAAUAGUAAUGGUACAAAUACUACUUGUAAUAGUAUAAGUAGUAGUUUAUCACCUAUGAUGAUAACCACUUCUAGUGGUUCAUCUAUAUUUUUUAAUUGUGGUAAUAGUAUUCAUAGUGGCGGUGGUGGUAGUGGUAGUAGUAAUAAUAGUAGUACUACUAGUAGUACAAAUGUUAGACCAAGAACAUCAAGUGAUGUUAGUCAUAUGCGUAGAUCAUAUUUCUAUCAUUCACGUGUACAUUAUCCUCCUCCUCCUCCUCCUCCUCAUCAUCAUCAUCAUCUUCAACAACAAUCAACUAUAACACAAAAUCAUCGAUUUCGAUAUCAAACACAACAAUGGAAAGAAUAUUAUCCACGUCCUUUAAGUACAAUUGAUGAUCAAACAUCACAGAAUAUAAUAUCCAAUUUAAAAUUAAAUAGAGAUUUAAGUAGUAUUCAUGAAUUAUUACCAAUAAAUAAUUCAAAUAAUAUAAAUCCAAUGAAUAGACCACGUGCAGCAACUACUGGAUCUAAUUUAUUAUUAAAUAAACAACGAUUAUCAAUAGUAUUAAAUCAUUUAAAAAUAAAUUGGUUUAAAAAACAAUUGAAUAUGAAAAAAAUCACAAAGCAAAAUUUAACGACUACUAAUUAUACUACUAAUUAUAAUAUUAGUAGUAUAAAUGAUAAUACUAAAAAUAUGAACGAAGAUAACAAUGAUAGUAAGGAUAAUGAUGAUGAUGAUGAAUAUGUUGAAACAUUUCCUAUGAAUAUGAAUAUCUUAUCAAAUAAUAUAAAUUCAUUAACAUUACAAACAAAUCUAUUACCGAAUUUAUCAAAUCAUUAUAUGAUUUUAUAA
Molecule: messenger RNA, 3679 nt
Organism: Schistosoma spindalis
Lineage: Eukaryota; Metazoa; Platyhelminthes; Trematoda; Strigeidida; Schistosomatidae
Source: the annotation of a GenBank genome assembly